Molecule: messenger RNA, 580 nt
Organism: Drosophila subobscura
Lineage: Eukaryota; Metazoa; Arthropoda; Insecta; Diptera; Drosophilidae
Exons: 1
Coding region: 98-565 (155 amino acids)
Source: RefSeq, a predicted model, not a curated record
AGGUUCACUUGAAAUACCAAAACAAUACAAUAGCGAUAAAGUGCUGUAGCUAAGAAAAACAUAAUUGCACAUUGGUAAACUAGUAAACACUAGCAGAAUGGGUACACCUCGCAGGGGAUUCAACCAUUUCCAGCCAUACUCCCAGGAAUUCCGACACUAUCCAUCCCAGGCCUGUGAAUAUAUGUCGCAGAAUGUUGGCGGACAAAAUAACCAGCAACAAGCGCCAGAUCAACCCCAUUUUGGCUUCUACGAGGACAAACAGAGUAUCUCACAGCAAAAGCCAAGCACACCACAUUUCUAUCAGAAUAAGGCGCCCCAGGAGCAAAUGCACCGAUCCCGGCCUCAACAGCAACAGCCAUAUGGCCAGGGCCGAGGUCGUAACUUUGGCAGAGGGAGAGGGGGCUUCAAUCGAGGGUCCAACCACCCCUUUAAGGAUCAAGGCUCCCAAUACUUUCAUCCCUCCAUGCUAGAGGAUCCUUGGCGCGACCUAAUGAACCGCCACAAUGCCAUCCACUCACCAAGCGCGGGUGAGAAACAAGCCGGUGUUAAUGUAACUAGUUUGUAAAAUAUUAUAUAUUAG